CACACUGUUCGUACACCAAAACAUUUGCUCAUCUGUAUGUGCUGUUUUUCGGAACAAGGAUUUAGAAAAAUUGUGAAAAAUCGUGGCCGACAUGUUGGAGGACCGUUGGAAAUAGUAAAUUUACCAGCGUGAGGUUUUUCACUUCUGUAAUCGACAUUAAAUAACCUCUGCAAACGGAAUUAUUUAGCAGUUAAGUGUCGGGAAGAAAUUUUUGGAGCACCACUUUCAUCAGAUGUGUAUGAUCCGCCCACUCGUGGAAAUGGAUUAUGAUUAACCUGUCCAUGACUGUUACCAAGCUAGCAUCGCAAGGGCAUUGGAAAAGCUGUUGAUACGGAUGUCCCGUUACUUGAGCGCCCAAAAAAAUGCCCCCGCCGCGACCGCUUUUCCAGUAACCAGGGAUAGCCGGGACUCACUGAAGCCACCAGCCAUCAAGCCUCGCGAGCCACUGGUCUUCUUCAUUAUGCGGUUAAAUCUUAAGGCCUUGUUGCUCCUUCUCACCGCGGCCGUGGUGGUCAUCACGCUUGGUGUCUACAUGCGAUGUGCCGCCUUUUCAUUCUCACCGGAUCUCAUGCGUCCCCUGGACCGGUCCUCAAAGCUGUCAACCAGCGGUGGACAUGUCGGAGAAGAUGUGGUAUUGCAGGACAUUGAGUGCGUGAUCAACCAGGAGUACAGCGUCCACUGCAAACGGGAAGAGAAUGCCAAUGAAGUUUACGUUCCCUUCUCCUUCCUUCGGAACUACUUCGACGUCAGCGGCGCUGUCUCGACUAGCGGCUCCGAAGUGGCCAAAUUUAAUUGGAUGCACAGCACGUCAAAGGUGAACCUGCCCAAAGGCAAGUACGACGCUCGUGGCGUUUUCAUGUACUUCGAGAACUACAAUGUAGAAGUCCGCGAUCGUGUAAAAUGCAUCAGCGCUGCCGAGGGCGUGCCCAUAAGCACUCAGUGGGAGAAACGAGGCUACUUCUACCCAACCCAGAUAGCCCAAUUCGCGCUCUCCCACUACAGUAAGAACCUGACUGAACCGGAACCCCGUGUCCGGAUACUCGAGGACGCCGACGGUAACCAGGUCGAUUGGAACACUCCACGAACCAGCAAUAUGACACGCAUCUGGCACCACCGGUUUAAUACGAGCGUCGUCCAGUUUGAAACGGCACCCGGCUAUGAGGGGGCCAUUAGCACUACCCUCAACCAGACCCUGGACCUGUUGCUCAGCGUGGAUCUGCUCCUGGUAACCAAUGGAAGCAGCCUUAUGGUUACUGUACGAAACCGCGAUACGCAUCACAGCUACAACCUCCACUAUAUACCCGCUGACCUGCUGCUCAGCGUACAAGACUCAAACAUUUAUUACGGCCUGGGCGGCACGGCGCUGAACAAGUGGCGUCACAUAACCCGUGACCUACACAUCGAUGUCCAGAAGGGAAUUGUGCUUGGAGACAGACGCUCACCCUUGAAGGUGCGACGCUCCGAUCUGGAAGUGCUGUCGAUCGGAUUUCUGGGCCUGGGAUUCUAUGACAAUGUCACCCUCUCCACGAGCGAUCACCUGGCGCACUUUUAUGACGCAGCGGAGUGGUUUGUUCACAACCAAGACGCAAAGACGGGUGGGUGGGCCAACCCGGUGCGGCGAAACCUCAAUGGCUUUGCCGAACUGCGACCGGGUUGGAUAUCGGCCAUGGGACAAGGCCACGCCAUCUCAGUUCUAGCCCGCGCCUACUGGCACUCCGGUGGAGAUGAGCGCUAUCUCCGAGCGGCUGCAGCAGGACUGCAGCCCUAUAGGAUUUUUUCGCGGGACGGUGGAGUCUUGGCGCAGUUUAUGGACAAGUUCUACUGGUAUGAGGAAUAUCCCACGACGCCACCUUCUUUUGUGCUAAACGGAUUUAUCUAUUCACUAUUGGGCCUUUAUGAUCUCAAUAGCACGGCACCCGCUAAAAUCGCCCGAGAAGCCGGCAAGUUGUUUGCCCAGGGCAUGCAUUCCCUGAAAAAAAUGUUGCUGCUGUACGACACCGGCUCCGGCACAAGUUACGACCUGCGCCACCUCAGCCUGGGGGUGGCCCCAAAUCUAGCACGUUGGGACUACCAUGCGACACACGUAAAUCAGCUCCUGCUUCUGGCCACCAUUGACAGUGAUCCACUGAUCGCUCAGACAGCGGAGCGCUGGAAGGGUUACAUGUUCGGAAGAAGGGCAAAACACAACUGAGAACUAAGAAAGCUGGCGGCCUACCGCCGCCGGAAAAGUGAUAUUUUAUAAGGCUUAAGCAUGGGCUUCACCAUUCUAAAUGGUGACAAAAGGUGACAUGCCCUUCCCACACCCCAUACUCCCGAUCCAGGAAAUUAAGUUUUACUAAUUUUGUUGUACUAUUUCCGCCUCGUACUCGUUUAUAUUCAUUUGGCCGCUCUUACUAGAAACUUACUAUUAAGCUAAAGUACCUUUGGCCUAAAUUGCUGUUGGACUCGACCCAAAAGUGUGUUGAUUUCUCGCAGCCCAAUUGUUUUCGCGAAAGUAGUUGCACUCACUGGACAAUAUGAAUAACCUACCAACAAACUAAUAUCUAAACUAACACUGUUGUAGUCAGUCUUUUUACUGCGCUAAGUAAGUAGUGUUCGUUACAUCCCCUGUAUAAAGUAAUGUAGAGCUUAGCGUUAUAGUUGUAGAUGGAGCCGCAAAGUUAGCGGCAUCUGUUAAAUGCAUACUCACCUUGUAGCAUUUUCACAAACAUGUAGGCCUACCCCGAAGAAUCUAAGCUAGAGAUGCACGAUAAUAACGAUAUCUGUAUGGUAAGCAUGUAAUGUAAUGUAUCGUAGCGUAGGACUGUAUUUCUCUUAACUUAAACGAUGCCAUUCCAACCAUAAUCUUAGUUUAACGUAUAGGUUCUUAUCACCAUCGAGCGAUGCUGUCAAUUACGAAGUAACACACUUUUGAAUUUAAUCUACGGAUCCGUUAUUGUUGCACUCUAAUUAUCCCUUAACGAGACUGUUGAUAAAAUGUUUGAUUUUAAUGUUGUCCUAAGUGAAUCACAUUAAAGUACUUAAUUUAUGUUCAUUGUA
Messenger RNA from Drosophila bipectinata, 3039 nucleotides. RefSeq names its product D-glucuronyl C5-epimerase (gene Hsepi). The record is from RefSeq and is a predicted model, not a curated record. Gene Ontology annotation, cellular component: Golgi apparatus. NCBI's taxonomy places the organism in Eukaryota, Metazoa, Arthropoda, Insecta, Diptera, Drosophilidae. Gene Ontology annotation, biological process: heparan sulfate proteoglycan biosynthetic process. Gene Ontology annotation, molecular function: heparosan-N-sulfate-glucuronate 5-epimerase activity.